UUCGCUCUUCCGUGACGUCAACCGCAAAGGUCCGUUCGCGGUUGUUAGCCUGGUCAAGAGUUUGCAAGUAAUGGCUUCGAGGCUAUGCCUUUGGUUUUUGCGUGGGUUGCGGUUAAUGGCGUCGAUCUAAUGACAUCUAACGUGCGAUUAAAGAGUACACUGGGAGCUAUUAUAACACUGACUUGCACAUGGAUGUAUUCUGCUCAAGCCUUCUCAACACAACCACACAGUCCAAACCAUAGACUCAAUUUUGCAUUAGAUGCAACGGAAAAUCAUGUUGUAUUACCAGAGCACGAUGCUAUAUUUCGAUGUAGCGAUCAAUUUAUGCUUAACGUCACAACACAGUGGCUAAAAGACGGUGCUUCGAUUGGCACAUAUUAUCAUACUACUACCUCAAAAAAUAAGGAAAGACGAAACUCAAGACACAAAAAGCACAUGAGGCACAGAUCACGGUACAUUAGAAAUGCGGAGGAGCGAUUAUCAAGUUGGCCUCAUGGCUCGUGGAGUGAGACUUCAAUGUACACCUCAACAACAAAACCUCAAAUUGAAUCUCAAUCUAACUCAAUAACAACCCUACCUCUGAUAAAUAAAUCAAUCAGCAGUCAUAAGCUGACUGAUAUAAAUAGUACAUAUACUGUGUUGACAAACGGUUCUCUAUUUAUUCGCAAUAUCAAGUACGAACAUUCGGGAGAAUAUAAAUGCAUAGUACAUGAUCAGCACGGCAAAAUUUUACGAAGAAAAUUCAAAGUUAUAAUAGCAAAACUACCUCAGUGUUCAAUAACACCUUCUUCCCAGUCCGUGAAAGUUGGUGGAGCAGCACGAUUUCAAUGUCUGACAAUAAGUGACUUGAAUGUCACCUAUUCAUGGACAAAGAAUGGGAAAUCGUUGCCACAAGAUCAUCAAAGAUUCAGAUUUCUCUCGUUUGGUGUGUUGCAAAUAUUUGAUGUCUCUCACCAUGACACAGGAUCUUACAGAUGUUAUGCUAAAUCAGUGUUAGGAGAAGUUGGAAGCAAAACUUCAAGAUUAUCUGUUGUGUCAUCAGAAACGACUGAUAAAACGGACGAUGCUCUUGAUUUUAAAUAUCAACCACAAAAUGUAACAGUAUUCCCUCCAAAGAGAAGUGCAAUAUUUGAAUGUUUGGCGGAUCAGCCUAAUGUGACAUACGGAUGGAUAAAGAGAGUUGGAAAGAUUUGUCCAGAUCUAACAAAUUGUCCGAUAAGAGAAGCAAGAAACAACUUGAUAUUAGAUGGGAUUUCAUCUGAAAGCAGUGGAGAAUAUGUCUGCAUUGUUCGAAAACUAUUGUCUCAGUCUCCUGGUGUACCGACAAAAAUAGAAAGUUCUGCUUUUCUCAAAAUUCUAGAAAAACCAGUUGUCAUAAACAAACCAGUUGUUACCCGACCACAGCAGUUGAGAUCAUCUAAAGUUCGACUUGCUUGUCGUAUUGAGGGAAAUCCUCCACCUAACGUUUAUUGGAUGAAAGAUGGAGUUGUUCUUGAAGAAAGUCAAGUUUACAAGAACAACCUAAAAGUUGGAAAGUUGUUUGGAUCUUCCUAUCUUCAUUUAGUAAAUAUACGACAAGAAGCUACAGGGUAUUACCAAUGCAUUGGUGAAAACCAGGUCGGCGCUGUUUCAACUGGCGUUAAAAUUGAUAUUCUCAUAAAGGAAGACAUCCCACCUCCAGAAAACGUUACUGCAACAGCAAUUUCACCAACAGAAAUAUUUGUUGAAUGGAAUCGACCAAAUACAAAUAAGAAUAUCACAGCUUACUCCAUUGAAUUUGAAAAUGAUAACUCCAAAUCCAAAUUGGUGAAAGAAACACACAGCACUCGAUAUCGAACAACUGUGGCAGGUUUACAUCCAUACAGAACAUAUGUUAUAAUUGUGCUUGCUUAUACACGUCGCGAUACUUCACAUCCCAGUCAUGCAGUCAAAGUUCGAACAAUGGAAAGUGUACCAUCAGCUACAGUGGAAAAAAUUCAUCCACAAGUAGUAAACAGUACUACUGUGCUACUAACAUGGCCAUCCAUACCAAGACUAGGACAGUGUGGAAUAAUUACCAAAUACAAGGUGAUUUACACUGGUUACGGAGACGAAGAAGAACAUGUCAUUGAAGUACCAGCUAGACAGCUUCCCAGUGAUGAUGCACCAGUGACAGAAUACGCUCUCAUUCCCAAUUUGAUUCCUGGAGAAAAUUAUGGAAUGUCAGUGACGCCAUCGACAAGGAUUGGUUAUGGAGAAGAAUCCUCAUUUGUUGAAGCUACUUUACCGGAGAAAAUCAUUUCUAAAUGCUCAAAUUCAGAAAAAUCGUCAUUGCUGUAUAUGUACCCCGAAUUUUUAUCGAACGGCAAUAAUUUGAAAGUGUUUUGGAAAUUGAUGGCUAAUACAACUGCAACUGCCGUCAACAUCACAUUGAAACUAGAUAGCAAAAUUUUGUCAGAGCAUCAGCUGACAUCGGCAGCUUCAAAUAUCACAUUUCUUGGUGUUGAUUCCAGAAAAGCAUUUAUAAUCGACAUUAACCUCAUUGAUGAUCUUCAUAUGAUUUGUGAGACAACAUCAUUUGCUGUAUUGCCUCCAGAACAAGAGGAAUUUGUUAAAAAGGAACUACCAACCAAUCUUGUGGGUAAUGCUACUAAACCUGGCUGUAUCAAUAUAACAUGGAAUUACAAUAAAACAGAUGAAGAUGUUGCUUUUUCUGUACGAUACCAAUUGGUAAAACAUAUGUCACACGAACAAAAGUUUUCUUACAAAAACAGCAAUGACACUUCAAUAGAAAUAUGUGGUUUGAAACCUUACUCUGGAUAUGAAUUUGCAGUAGCCGUCUUGAACAAUGCCACUAUGAAAACUAAUGAUAGUUUUUACGCAAAACUUGGAACAAUUUUGAGGACAAUAGAAGAAGCACCCAACUUUCCUACCAAGUUAUCCUGCUAUGCUCUCAGACUUGGUAAAGUUGAUUGCUCUUGGGUCGGACCUUCACAACCAAAUGGAGAAAUCAUUUCAUAUACUUUGUUAUAUGCCGAACUACACACAAAUGAUUGGACAAUUAGGACAUCGAAAUCCUCUAAUAUUCUACUGGAAUGUCUUAAACCUGGCUACGCCUACAAAAUUAAAGUUUUUGCGACUAAUAUUGCUGGAAGAGGUCAAUCUUCUGCUGUGCAUAGCAUCCUGGUUCAAGAUUAUGAUGUCACAAAAACCGGUUGCGUAUUUGAACAGGAUAAUCCUGAAUAUGAAAAUACAGACAAUGACGAAUCACUCAUAAGACCAAUUGGAAUAGGAAUUGGAAUUGGGUUAUUGUGUAUCAUGAUAUGCAUCCUGUUGCUGAAAUUUUUCCUCCCAGUCAAAUGUAGCUUUUGUGCUAAACAUGGCUGUAAAGACCAAGCAUCAAAACUUCAGCAUGUAAAUGGUUCAAGCAAAGCAGAUGAAGUUAUCACAAAGCAAAAUGGACAUAUUGUUAAAAAUGGUGUUCACAAACAUGAGAAUGGACUGCUUGAAGAACAGAGAAGCAAAUUAUUGCCGAACGGUAACAGUAUUUCAUUCAGUCAUGAAAAAAAUGGGAAAUGUAAGAAGAAUGGAUUCAAACAGCAUCCUAAUAAGAAAAAUGGUUUCCACAAACCAACCACGUCUACGAGAAAUUCUUACCCAGAUGAGAUUGACAAAUUGAAGUAUGAAACAAGCUCAACAGUUCAAAAUGGAAGAACUGCUCACAGAUCAAAAAAUGGAUUUAAAACCUUAAAUUUUGGUUCAUUACUUCCUUCGUCUCAGAAUGGUAAAGCAAUGGCCGUUCCACAAAAUAAUGUGAUUCAGGAUUAUUCAUGCAAUCAACCACUUGUUCUAUCCCACCCGAUACCAGAUCAUAAAAGUAAAACAACAUCAACUACCUCAGGAAGUUCAGAGCAUGGCGGUGAUUUGCAAACAUUGUCAAUCUCUAAUUCAGCACCGACUCCAUGCAAAUCACAAACACAAAACAUACCUGGACCUUAAAUGUGAGACAUUUUUGAAUGAUGCAGUAACCAUCUCCUUACGGCUAAAAUAGUUUGAAGCAAAUAUAUAGUGGAAUUCCUAUUAUGUGUUUGAUUCAAAGCAGUACAAAAUGAAAUAUUCAGGAUUACCUCAUCAAUACAGAAUAUUUUAACCGGUAUUACUCUCAAGAUUUAUUGGAUCUCCAACCUAAAGAUGUUGUUUUCUUCUAUCUACCUCAUUUUAAACAGCUUGUUGCUUUUUCUACCUCAUGAACUUUUUGCUACUCGUAAAAGGAAAAGGAUGGUACGACAACUUAAUAGAGUAUGCUUCCCUACUCAAUCAUAUCGUAGAUAACUACGAAAGUAUUAACUUUCCAUCAGUAAAAAGCCUUCAAUCCACAAGUUGUAUUUUACAGCAUUGCUUUCAAUGUGCGUCCUGACUCCUGAGCACAGCAACUACACUUAUUAAAUAUUGUGCUCUCUCUUGUUUGGUAGUACUCCCUCCCCCCCCUGGGAAUUCGCAAUUUUUUUUCUUACUUUUUAUUGUCUUAAAAACCCCUACCUCAUACCUUUUCUUUUAAAUCAAUGUGCCGCUGCACGAACAAUUUCUGUUUUUUCAGUUUUUUUGUGUGCUCUUUGUUAUCUGUCAGUGCUUGUGUUACAUUUUUAAAUUUUCGUAUGUUUCUACCAGUCAUGACAAUGCCAUCAAUUAUCUAUUUUGAUGCGUGUGUAUGUAUAACAGAAUCGAGUUAAAUUUCUGGAUUUUUUGUACUACUUUGUGUCAAUUUACUUUCAUUACUUUUGAGGCUUUAGAACCACAUGCUCGCUCCUCUUUUUAGGUACCGUUAUGUCUAAACUGACCCAACAAUGUUAUCCUAGCUAUUUAUCCUUGAUUUAUUCGAUAAAAAAUUUACGCUGCUUCUACACAUUUGAGUUAGAAUCCUGGCAAUUUUGAAGUGCUGAAUUGUACAAUUCAUUGGCAGCAUGGAUAAUAAUUAUAAUUCUUGAAUCCUAUAUCAUCCAGCCUGGUGCGAACUUUCACUAAUAAACAACCCACUGCUAACUUUUAGAUCAAAUCGCUAUUCAAUUUUCAAAUCUUAGAAUUGUACUUCUUGUACCCACUGCAUAUCUUUGGUGCCAUACCCUCUGAGCUGUCAAAAUUGUUAUUGUCUUAGUGCUAUUUUAAUCUUGACUUUGUAGCGCUGUAGAUUUCUAAAUUUUGGUGCUUUGCCUUUCCAUGUUUCUAAAUGUUCCACUUCGUGAGUUCCUUUUUAAUUAAUAUCUGAAUGUCUACUUUAUUGUUUCAGAAUGUUCCAUGCACAAGUUCUUGUUUGAUAAAUAGCUGUAUUUUUAAUCUUUUCCUCUACCAUAGAUGCAUAAAUGGAUAAUUUAUUCAGCAUCAAAAAAAAUUAUUAAUUUUAAUUUAAAUUUCGAUACAUAAUACAAAGAGACUAAUUUUGGGUGCUUAAGGGUGAAGAUACAAAUUGUGCGUUACUAAAUUAUUUGAUAUUUUCAGUUGAAAAUAUUAACUGUCCACUUUAUCUAGUGUUUUUUAGAAAAUUACUAAAAUUACUCUGUACUUAUUUUUACAUUCAGUACCUUAUACUCAUAGGCGUAGCUAUUAUUUGGUCAAAGAAUUGAGUAAAAUAAUUAAAUGAUCCCAAACUUAUUGAUAUCACCAAUGAAGAGAAAUAAGUUCAUUUUUCAAAUGAGAAUGUUUUUAAGUAAUAAUUUUGAAAAUUAAUUCAAUCAAUUUUGUAAUUGUCCUAUGAGAUGGAUCACACAUGAUUAUCUAUGGUGGUUACUAGCUUUCAUGCUGAAUAUGUUCAGAUCAAGCAGUCUGGCAACAGUCACACAUACUGACACAGGUAUUUUGCUGGUUUCUUUGGUUAUUAUUAUUUUUUAUAUUUAAUCGUGCCCCUGCGGUGUGGUCAUUGCUACCAUAUAGUAUCUCAGGGACCGGUUGUACUUUUGUGCAGCUGUAUUUUGUAUAUUUGUAAAUAGGUGUAUUUGUUUUUUCUCGAACAUAUGAUGAAUCUGCUUCAAAAUUUGUUUUGGGAUAGAUUUGUCUGUGUUUGCAUGUCAUGUUAAAAUCUUUUGAUCACCUAAUCCUUAAGACUUUUUGAUAAUUUUGCUGUAGACAAUAAUUUUAUUGAGCUUUAGAUUUAGAUUUAUUUAGACCGUAGAUAAACCAAGCAGAUAGACAUUACAGACACACGCUUUUAGUUUCAUUCAUUAUCAAUUUUAUUCUUAAAGAGCUGUUAUUAGUUUCCACAUCAGAAUGGGCUUAUUUAAAUAUAUCUCAGUAUUUGCACCCAUAACCUCUGCAAUUUUAUUAAUUUUCAAGUGCAGCAGACACCAGCUAAUAUAUAAAAACGAUAUUGUGCUACCUCUAUACCAACAUGCUAUACUAGAUUUUUAUCAAAACAUAUUUUUAUCAAUGUAACACUUUGCAACCACCUGACUAAGCUAAUUACUU
Messenger RNA from Styela clava, 6435 nucleotides. Lineage: Eukaryota; Metazoa; Chordata; Ascidiacea; Stolidobranchia; Styelidae. The record is from RefSeq and is a predicted model, not a curated record.